UAAUGUGAAAGGCAACUCGUUGUUUGAUUUUAAUCGUCGUUUCAAACGAUAAAAACGCUCUCAAAUACUAAUUAAUUAAUUGCGCGAGUGACGAUUGCAUCCCCGUUGUGUUUGUUAUGUUAAAUUGUGCAGAUACGUGCGCGUUCUGAGUCAAAAUCGUAGACAAUCACAGGAACCGAAAACGAAUACGAGUACGAAGCCAUAUUUAUGAUGUUAUCAAGUUUUGUGAUUAUUAUGUUUUGAAGGAAAACCGGGAACGUUUUGGAAGUGUGCUAGAAGAUUAAUCGGAUAUUUUCCCGUAAGUUACCUCAAUAGAAGCAGGCAGUUACCAUUGCCGAAGGCGAAACUUGUAUUUAUAUAGAAAUCUUUUCCUGCAACACAAGGUCAGUAAGUGUCUAUCUUGGCCUGACGUAUUUUGCCUAAGUUAGGUAUGUACCUGGUUGGCGAUCCGAAAUACGGCGCAAAAUUUAACGCCAGUCCUUGCGUAAGGGACGACAUUUGUGGAAGAUGAAUAAUUAGCAACGAUAUUUAAGAUAGCACUAGAUAUCGUCAACAGUUUAUUUUGGUUAUUUCCAAAAGCACUAUGGAUCCAGUGGGACCAUGGUCUGCCUACGCUUCGUACAACCGAUUGACGGGCGUACAGCCUGGUUCUACCGGCGGGGAUUUUCACCAUCACCUUGCCGCCAGCGGAGCCACGGGGUUGACGCACAACGCGGCCAGCGGAGUCCCUUCGACCACUUCGCAGCUGCUGUUGCAAGCGGCCCACACGACUGCCUCGCUGGCCGGACAGCUUGGCAGCUCUACGGCGUCUCCAUUCAAUCCGGGGACCUUUCUGUCACCACCCCCAGUGGCCUAUGACGCAAUGUUUUCGCCGCUAUUUCACCACGGCAAUCCGAAACCGGCUCAUUACAGUUCUACCAUCAAUGCCCAGCAUCGGCAGGCUUUGGCCCAAGCUCAAGCAGCUGCGGCCUCGAAACAGGCCAGUGUCGAAUCUGAUCUAUCCACAUUGCGUGAGAAUUACAACCAGCAUCAUCAGUCGCUAGCCGCUGCUCAGAGCAGUGGCUUCUUUGACCAGUCAACGGCCUCGGCUCAAGCUGCCUCGUCAGCUUUGGCCUGGCAAAGUAACAAUCAGUUACCCAGCCCAUUUGGCAUUUUGCCACAUGAGAGUGUAGUGCCCUCAUCCCCUGGGCCUCCUAAUACAACGAAAGCAACUACGGCGGUGUAUGAGAAUUUCAAUGCACAUUUUGCAGCAGCACAAACUUUAAAUAAUCAUAUCAACACACAAAUAGUGUCGGCAAACAAUAAAAGUGCAAGAUCAGCAUCACCUCAAGUAGUCAAUCCACCAGUGAAACCUGUCGCAUCACAGGCAUCGAGCAACAGUGCGUCCUUUUAUCAAGCACCUUCUAGUUUCGGAUCUUCAGAGCCUCUGACGAGUUACAGUGGGACUAAUGCAGCUAAACAACAACAAGAAUACCAAUCAGGGAGUGGAAGUAAGUCAUUUUCAUCGAGCAGUCAACAACAAAAUGCUAGUUCGUCUUCUCAUAUAUCACAGCAGUCUUGUAUAGUGUCCACUCCUCCCUCUGUCACAUCCCCGUCAAAAGAAUAUCGUGUCAAUAGAUCUUCAGUUACUUCCAAUUCAAUGUAUAGUUCCUCAGUUACAUCACGUUCCUCUGAUAAAGUAUCUAAUUCUCGUUCAACGCCUUCUAGUAAUUUUGUACCACCUUCUAGUAAAAAUUCAUCAUCUCAAGUUCAGACCAAGGCUCAGGCAAAAGUGUAUCCUGAGUCUAGGUCAUCUGAAGAAAACGCUCAGCCCCAAUCAUCCCCAAUUAGUUAUUCCAUAAUGGAUGCCCCCGGUAGGUUAAGUUAUUCAGGUAGUAAUAGUUCUUCCAAAACUAGUUCAACUAGAUCUAUAGUUUCAAAUCAAUAUCAAUCAGCACAACCUUCAUCUUAUCGUCAUUAUCAAUCUGGAAAUAACCCAGAUCCUGAGUAUCAUUCAAGAAAUAAAAAUUCUAAUACCGAUAGUCAGUAUUCAAAUAGUUCGAACCAGCAAAAUGGGCCAGAUUGUGGAGUUGUAGUCCCAAGAAGGCCCAGUCCAUUGCAAGCCCGUUCACAAGCAUCUCCCUUAGGUCAUGUUCCCAGUCCUGCUUAUCCCAUGUAUAAUAGUCCUAUGAAUUCAAUAGCAUCCCCUCAGCAUGCAGAACAAUCCCAAAUGUCCACUUACAAUAAGAGUUCUGUAGCGCCUAGAUCUCCAUUAGAUGUAACAGUUUCAAGACCUGCCUCUCAAGGCAGUCAGGUAGCAUAUCCCUCUGUCAUAACUCGAGCUUUGGGCAUUGAUCAGGGUAAAUCGAAUGCCGGCUAUUCGGAAUCGACAAAUUCGAGAUAUGACAGAAAUCCAACACCCCAAUCUUCACAAAGCCAACAAAAUUGCUGGGACAAUAAUGAUAACCGUCAAAGAAAAUACACUUCUUACAGUAGCACUAGUACAAAUUCCGAUAUUCAAAAUGUUAGAACGAUAGAAAUACAAUCACAAUUAGUUAUACCUCCUUCAGUUAACCAACAAAAUAUAGCACAACAGGUGGUGCAGCAGAGACCUGCCGUUGCCGCCGAUUCUAAUAAACAACAAGCGUAUUACGACGGACAGACGAGCAACGCUACCACUUUGCAAGAUUUGUCGAGUUGCCGAGGCGAUCCUAUGAGCAUUGUAAAAAAUUUGCAAAAUUUACAGCAGCAAAGCUGCCAGGUUCAACAGCAGGUCGAAGUUAAACCUGUUGCAGCACCUGUUGUGGAAAAGGUUACAGUUUCACCCGCACCUACGGCUGCAGCGUCCAAGCGAAGGAAAAGUAGUGAGAAACCUAAUCUGAACGAAUUAGCUGGAGCUGCCAUGGCCGAAUAUUUCACGAAUCGGGUACCACCUCCUGCACACAGCUCUACGACUAAUCAGCCCCAACAGAACGGUACAUAUUUCGAUUUCGAACGGUGGAAUUUACCGCCUCCGCCUCCCAAAAUGUUUACGGGGGCUGCUUCCGCGUUCGGUUCUCAUUCGGCUAAUUUCAAUAGCCAACACCAGAGCCUGAUGGUGCCACAUCCGCAUACGCACCACGCGCCGCCUAUUCCAUACUUUUCGUCCUUUCACUUGGCACCGCAUCAUCCUUCGUCCGCCGCGAGUAGUGAAUUUCACAAUUCUUCCACUGCCAGUAAUUCCUCUGAACAGCAACUCCCUUACGAAAAUCCGAAUCAGUCGUCCAAUAAUUCCCAACAACAGACUGCUGCAUUUGCUGAAUCACAGCAACGUGAAGACGAACAGCCCAAAGUUGUCGUUCCGAAUAUAGAGGAAGAACUUGGAUUUCUUGCAGAAAACAAUCGAAAUCAACACCAACAACAACAACAGCAACAAGCGAACGCCGGCGGCGCAGGCAUAGUCCAGCAGGGGCAAGCGAACAGUAUGCCGGUGGCGCAGCAACAGCAGGGCAACGACAUGGUGCCCAAGAUCCAAGAGAAGAAAGUGACUGUGCCCGUGACGAGCGGUUCGGGGUUCAUGGCGAGCUAUUUGAAAUUCUUACAAGGCGAACGCGACUCGUCGCCGCCGCCUGCGUCACGCGGAGCUCGCAAGACUAAUACGUGGUCUCGGCCGACUCCGACGGUGACCAGUUCCGCAUCUCCUGCUCCGGUCGUGACAGCAAAACCCGCCGACAAUCUGGCUAGCAACGGCAUGCAGCAGUCGUCGCACCAGCAGCAGCAGCAGCAGCAGCAGCAGCCCACUCCUCACCAGAACAUAAUCGCUCAGGUGAAGAGCAGCGAGGACGACCCGCGCUACUUUCCGCUGCCCAAGGAGCGAAAGCGCAAAGGCUUCGACAGUUCGGACGACGGUUUCGACACGAGCGACGACGACGGCGGCCUCGGCCGUUCGCGCAUGAAGCCCGUGCUGAACGUGCCGAGCGGCAUGCCGGCCGAGAAGGCCAAGAAGCCGGGCAGGCCGCCGAUGGCGCAGAACAAGCCGUGCGCCGCCACUGCCCAGAAAAAGUCGCGAACCCCGAACCCUCCGAACGCGCCGGCACAGUCGCAAAUGCAGGGCCAACAGUACUAUCAACAGCCGGCCGAAGAAGCCGAUCCAUUAUUGUUGCCCCCACGGAGAGAGACUUCGAAGAGGAAGGCCAAGGAGCGCAACAAUAUUGCCCAAUUGAUCGACAGACAGGCUGCAGGUGAUAUGGAUGACCCUGAGGAGCCCCCAGAGUUUGUUGAUUCGGAUUCGGACCCUGCUUGGACCCCACAAGCCACGGCUGAUGAAGAUGGUCUACCAGCAGUAUCAGGAGUUGGCCGAAAGAAGAAAAAGAGCAAAGUGCCUAAUCAGGGACGGAAAGCAAGAAGAUCCAAUAUAUUAUCAGUUGCCGCCCAAGGAGCAGGCAUAAACGACCUCGACUAUUCGUCCGACGACGACGACAUCCCUCCGCCGAAGCAGCGAGUCGGAGUCAUCCAGCAGAUGCAGCCCCAGCACCAUCAAGUUAACACGAACUGCCAGCAGCAGCAGCAGCAGAAUGUCAUCCAGCAUCAACAGCAGACGAUGCCUCAGCAGCAGAACGUCAUAAUGCAUCAUUCGCAGCAACAGCAGCACCAUGUUCAGCAUCAGCAGCAGCAGAACAUGAUGCAGCAGAGGCAGAACAAUGCCAUUAUGACGAAUGUCAUUCAGCAGCAGCAGCAGCCUGCGGGGGAUCAUUUCAAGUUUGCACGGCCGAGGAGUAAAUAUCAUCCACAGGUUUCUAUUUAUCACGAUUCCUUUGUGAUUGCAAGAGCUGAUUUGGUACACGAAAGGCCUACUCUAUGGCGUGUGGAUGGAAAGUCGCUGUUGCAGAAGUUUGAGCCAUUUGAGAGAGAUGGCACACUGCUUUAUAGGAAUAUAUCUACUUAUGCGGCCUGGGUCCCAGAAAACAGGCGCCUGUACGUAGUGGCCCCCGUUAGAAUCCUCAGCCACACGCACCAGGAAACCAUCGUCGAAUUUCUGCGCAACAUGCUCGUCCUCAACGACCAGCAGCAGGAGCACCAGAACAACACAAACGCUCCCAACAAUCCACCGACUGCUCCACCACAGAACGUUGUAAACAAUCAACAACAACAGCAAGUGGUGGUGCAGGGAAACAAUCAGCAACAACAGCAACAGCACCAGGUGAUUGCGAAUAACCAGCAAGUGCAUCAGAUUGCAAACAAUCAGCAGCAGCAGGUGAUUGCGAAUAAUCAGCAAGUGCAGCAUGGUGGUGUUGUGAGAGCCGGUGGAAGGGAUAAUGAUUUUAUACAGAGGUGUAUGGAUUCGACGAUGGUGUAUCAGGAUAACUUUGAGGUUUAUAUACAGACGCUGAUUUCGCAGUCGUUGGAUUCGAACUUUUUGACGGAGAUCUUCCAAGAACAAGAUGAGUAUUUCCUGAGCAACGUUAAAACGGUAGACGAUCUAACAAACGACCGAAGGAUCUGUCUAGUGAACAUCAGUCGUAUACCUAGAAACCUAGAAUUAUCUGUGGCCACCUGGCCUUGUUUUAAUAUUAUAACUGAAUUAGGGGUGCAACAAGGAGCCCAAUGUAUUGUUUGUCAAAAUUUGUUGAGGGACGGAGGACAAGCCAGGUUGCUUCUGUUUGGACAACCUUAUAAUCAGGUCACGCUUGAAGGCUGUCAGCCUGAUGGAAGUAUCAGAAUGGAAAAGGACUUUUUGCUGUGUCGAGAUUGCUCACCACGAAUUGAACUUCUGAAUAAAGUGGUGCAUCAGAAAUAUUUGAUGUUUAUUGAAUGUGCAAAACGUGUUACUGAAAAACGCACUCAGGACCCCAACAAGGACACCACUGUUAUUCUGAAUGAACUGCUGGCCGAUGAGAAUUGGUUGAGCCAGUUGUUCCGAGACGUAAGAAGCACCUGGGCAGAAGUGGACCACAUGGAGCACCAGUGGCGCCUGUCCAGACAAUGAUUUCCCACUUCAAACGGUGUGUGUUUUAUCGAUGACAAUUUUAUUUACCGACUGCAAGACGUUUCUAGGUAGGCAGUCAAAGUGAUAAUUUUAUUAUGCUUUUGAAUUAUGAUACACAAUAUUAAUCUAUUUACAAACA
Messenger RNA from Ctenocephalides felis (cat flea), 6083 nucleotides. RefSeq names its product AF4/FMR2 family member 4-like. Gene Ontology annotation, cellular component: nucleus. The record is from RefSeq and is a predicted model, not a curated record. The transcript is spliced from 11 exons. The coding region runs from base 584 to 5944 and encodes 1786 amino acids. Lineage: Eukaryota; Metazoa; Arthropoda; Insecta; Siphonaptera; Pulicidae.